CUCGCUCCAGACGCACGUGAACGCGCCCGACAAGAAGAAACUCUCGCACGCUGGCAAACGGGGUCACGAACUAUGACCUUUCACUGGAGUAAAAAACAAUAACAAAUAAUGUGCAAUAAACGUGAAGGCAUAAAAAACACGUCUGUUCAUAUGACAGGUGGAGGUGUUGUUGGCAGAUGCAGAACCGGUCCAAUCAGACACUUCUAAUGACUUCACAUGACCAUGACAACCAAUAUGGAGGUGCUGGCUCAGCAGAUAUUGAGCACUGAGCAGAUUUCAGAGGUACAGUCAUCUCCGUCAGACAGCUCAGUGAUGAGCAACUCUCCUCAGCGCAUUCAGAUCAUCUCCACUGACCCCUCCAUCACGACCCCGCAGAGAAUACAGGUACACACACACACACGCACAUGCACACUUUUUGACACAGACACAUUCACACACACACUUUCUCUCCCACAGAUAGUCACUGACCAGCAGACGGGUCAAAAAAUUCAGAUAGUGACGGCACUGGACUCGAGCACUGUUCCCAAACAGCAGUUCAUCCUGGCAUCGCCGGAGAGCACCAGUGCCAAACAGCUCAUCUUCGCCACCGCUGACAGUCUGGUGCCCGGACGGAUACAGUUUGUGACAGAUGCAGUGUCAGUGGAGAGGCUUCUGGGUAAAGGGGCAGACAUGAGCCGAGCCCAGUCUAUAGAGUACUGCCUGGUGUGUGGAGAUAAAGCCUCAGGGAGGCAUUAUGGGGCAGUCAGCUGUGAAGGUUGUAAAGGCUUCUUCAAGCGAAGUGUGCGCAAGAGUUUGACUUACAGCUGUCGCAGUGGCCAGGACUGUGUGGUCAACAAACACCACCGCAACCGCUGCCAGUUCUGCCGGCUCCGCAAGUGCUUGGAGAUGGGCAUGAAGAUGGAGUCUGUACAGAGCGAGAGGAAACCCAUCGAUCUUCCCAGAGAGAAACCGGCCAACUGUGCAGCGUCCACUGAGAAGAUCUACAUCAGGAAAGACCUGCGAAGUCCCCUCAUCGCAACACCGACCUUCAUCUCUGAGAGAGACGCUUCACGGUCCAGGCUGUUGGACUCUGGGAUGCUUGUCAAUAUCCAACAACCUUUAAUACAGGCUGAUGGCACAUUACUAUUAGCAACAGACAAAGCGGAGUCAGGACGGGGGGAUCUGGGGACGCUGGCUAAUGUGGUUUCGUCAUUAGCAAACCUGAACGACUCGCUCAGUAACGGAGAAUCGACAGACGCUCAGCUGGAGGAUUCACCCAGUGAAAUCACACGUGCCUUCGACACGCUGGCUAAAGCCCUGAACCCCAGUGAUGCGGCGGAGGGGCGGAGCUUGUCGCAGGUGGACGGGGGGGGCGGAGCUACAAUACAGGUGAUCAGCAGGGACCAGAUCACACCGCUCAUAGAAGUCGAGGGACCUCUGCUUACAGACACACACGUCAGCUUUAAGUUGACGAUGCCCAGUCCGAUGCCUGAGUAUCUGAAUGUGCACUACAUCUGUGAGUCUGCGUCACGCCUGCUCUUCCUCUCCAUGCACUGGGCGCGCUCCAUCCCAGCAUUCCUUGCUCUCGGGCAGGAGUGUAACACGGCUCUGGUACGAGCAUGCUGGAAUGAGUUGUUUAUUCUGGGUCUGGGUCAGUGCGCUCAGAUCAUGAGUUUGUCCACUAUUCUCGCCGCCAUCGUCAAUCAUCUGCAGUCCAGUAUCCAGGACGACAAGCUAUCGAGUGAGCGCAUCAAGCUGGUGAUGGAGCACAUCUGGAAGCUGCAGGAGUUCUGCAACAGCAUGGCCAAGCUGCAGACGGACGGAUACGAGUACGCCUAUCUAAAAGCCAUCGUCCUCUUCAGUCCAGAUCAUCCAGGUUUGAGCAGCUGUGGCCAGAUUGAGAAGUUCCAGGAAAAAGCGCAGAUGGAGCUCCAGGAUUAUGUGCAGAAGACCUAUCCUGAGGAUACCUACAGGUUGGCCCGAAUCCUGUUGCGUUUGCCAGCGUUGCGGUCGAUGAGUUCCAAUAUAACGGAGGAGCUGUUUUUUACAGGCCUUAUUGGCAACGUACCGAUCGACAGUAUCAUCCCAUAUAUCCUUAAAAUGGACACUGCGGACUACAACAGCCAAUCGACAGGCCUCGCUGUGUGAUCUCACACACAACUCCCAUCAUCCCUCGCAUAUAUAUCACAUCAUACUGAACCGACCAACAAGCUCUACCUCAAGAGGAGCUGCGACAGUGAAAGCCUUUCAGUGUGUGUGACCCUACAAAUGUUGUGUUGUAGUUUACAGAAAGGUGCAUUCUGGGACUGGACGUUUGCCUCAAAAAUUAAACAAAUGCCUUUCUUUUUUUAAACCAUAAUUAAAAAAAAAAAACAGUUGAGCACUUCAUGAUGAUUCCAAUGGAUACAAUCCAAGAUGAAUUUUUUUUUUUUUAUGACUUAUGAAAAUAAUAUCUACAGCAACGGACUGUUGAACGAUCCUUUCCCAUGGAAGACGCGAUCCUCGAUUGAAUGUAACCGUCGAUAUCAAGACGCUUCUCUGGAUCCCUGAAUCUAGGUCACAUUUGACAGUUAUCAUAAUGCAGUUAUUAAUAUGAAUGGGAAUAUUGUGUUUCCCACCGCUCAUUAUUGCUCUGUACUGCCGUCAUGACAAUCAGCUUCUCCUCGAUAUCCUUUAUUUAUUAUUUCACUGAGUCCAACUCUAAAGUCCAUACAAAUGUAGAUGAUUUCAGAAAUCAUCUGUGUUAUUAAAUGGCACAUCUUUAUAGCA
Pimephales promelas (fathead minnow) is the source of this 2748-nucleotide messenger RNA. Lineage: Eukaryota; Metazoa; Chordata; Actinopteri; Cypriniformes; Leuciscidae. The record is from RefSeq and is a predicted model, not a curated record.